AAAAUUGAUUUAAGUAUUAUUUACUCUGAUCGUUCUUUCAUCCUCUCCCAAAACCAUAUCAAAUAUCUGUGAUUGAUUGUUGGGUCUAUAAAAGCACAUCAGCUGGGGUCUCUUCUUCGUCAACCUUUCUCCCACCACACAAUCGCACUUCUCCUCUUCUUCUUCUAGAAUUCUCUCCCUCCCCCCUCCCAGAUAUCAAAUUCUCAUCCUCAGUCGAUGGAAGAAGCUAAAGUGGAAGCAAAAGACGGAACCAUCUCCGUUGCUAGUGCAUUUGCCGGUCACCAACAAGCUGUGCAAGACAGUGACCACAAGUUCCUAACCCAAGCUGUUGAAGAAGCUUACAAGGGUGUUGACUGUGGUGAUGGUGGCCCUUUUGGUGCCGUUAUUGUUCACAAGAACGAGGUCGUCGCUAGCUGCCACAACAUGGUCUUGAAGUACACCGACCCAACCGCGCACGCCGAAGUCACUGCCAUUCGAGAGGCGUGCAAGAAACUCAACCAGAUCGAGCUAUCAGAAUGCGAGAUUUACGCUUCCUGUGAGCCGUGUCCCAUGUGCUUCGGAGCCAUCCAUCUCUCUAGACUCAAGAGAUUGGUAUACGGAGCCAAAGCUGAAGCAGCCAUAGCCAUCGGGUUUGAUGACUUCAUAGCUGAUGCGCUGAGAGGAACCGGUGUUUACCAGAAAUCUAACCUGGAGAUAAAGAAAGCAGACGGGAAUGGAGCUGCGAUUGCUGAACAAGUGUUCCAGAACACCAAGGAGAAGUUCCGUUUAUACUGAGAGCUCUUCUCCUUCAUCACAUCCUUGUUCAUGAUGAUGGCAAUUAGAAGAACAAGUGCACACUUUCGCUUUAACCAAAUAAAUCUCUGUUUCAAAUUGUUAAUUUCUAAAAAAAGAAAAAAAAAAACUCUCAAUUUCAGUUCUUGUUGACUUGAAUUGUUUACUUUUCUCCAUUCAAAGUUGAACUGGUAAAUACUUCAUCAUUCUGUCGAAAUAUUUACACACCAUCAAAUCGAA
Messenger RNA from Brassica oleracea var. oleracea, 1011 nucleotides. Its product is annotated as guanine deaminase. Gene Ontology annotation, biological process: purine nucleoside catabolic process. Gene Ontology annotation, molecular function: guanosine deaminase activity; zinc ion binding. The coding region runs from base 217 to 774 and encodes 185 amino acids. Lineage: Eukaryota; Viridiplantae; Streptophyta; Magnoliopsida; Brassicales; Brassicaceae. The record is from RefSeq and is a predicted model, not a curated record. The transcript has 5 exons.